This is a messenger RNA of Striga asiatica, 1734 nucleotides long. Lineage: Eukaryota; Viridiplantae; Streptophyta; Magnoliopsida; Lamiales; Orobanchaceae. The record is from the annotation of a GenBank genome assembly.
AUGUCCAUCGAUUGCUACCUCCUGCAGGCUAUGGUUGAAGAUCCAAUCCACAAAAUCCUGACUUAUAUUACAAUGUCUCAAAGCCCCUUCGGUUUUCUCGGACCUCCGAAGAAGGCAAUUAAAGUGAAAGAAGCUUCAUACUCGAAGUUGUGCGAAACAAAGAACAUUCUAACGGUAAACGGAAAAUUUCCGGGCCCAACCCUAAAAGUUCACAAAGGCGAGACUAUAAUCGUCGAUGUUUACAACAGAGGAAAUCAAAACAUCACCAUUCACUGGCACGGAGUGAAACAACCGAGAAAUCCAUGGACAGAUGGGCCCGCUUACAUCACGCAGUGCCCGAUUAAACCGGGCAGCCAAUUUAGCCAAAAGGUCAUAUUCUCCAAGGAGGAAGGGACUUUAUGGUGGCACGCGCACAACGACUGGUCGCGUGCCACCGUGCAUGGGGCCAUCAUAGUCUACCCGAGUCCUGAGACUUCAUACCCGUACACUAAGCCGUAUGCAGAAGUCCCGAUUAUUUUAGGGGAGUGGUGGAAAGAGGAUAUGAUGAAAGUAUUGGGAGAUUUCAUCGCCUCCGGUGGGGAGCCGGCGAACUCGUCGGCGUACAUGAUAAACGGCCGGCCGGGCGAUCUUUAUCCAUGCUCAAAGGAUGACAUGUUCACAAUGGAAGUGAAGUCAAACAAGACAUACCUUCUCCGGCUGGUCAACGCCGGCAUGAACGAGAUCAUGUUCUACGGCAUCGCCGGCCACAACCUCACCGUGGUCGGCACCGACGGCAGCUACUCCAAGCCCCUGACCCGGGCCCACGUCGCCAUCAGUCCUGGGCAGACCCUCGACUGCCUCCUCCUCACCGACCAAACCCCGGGCAGCUAUUACAUGGCUGCCCGACCCUACGUCACCGGUUUCGGGGUCAAUUUCGACAAUUCCACCACAGUCGGCCUCGUCCGCUACUCCGGCGCCGCCACCAACGGGCCCCGCCGCCUCCCAACUCUUCCCGAUUUCAACGACACGACCGCCGCCCAAAACUUCUCGUUUAGCAUCCGAAGCCUCAACUCGAAAGACCACCCGUGCGCGGUCCCGCUCGAAAUCAGCGAGCGGAUCCUCUCGACCGUCUCGGUCAACACGCGGCCCUGUGGGCCCGACGGGCCCGCAGCCGGCUGCGCAGGGCCCAAUGGGACCCGCCUGGCGGCGAGCAUGAACAACAUCAGCUUCGUGGCACCGCGGGUCGACGUGCUCGAGGCGUACUUCUACCGAGUGCCCGGGGUGUUUGGGUCGGGUUUCCCGCGGGCCCCACCACUCGAGUUCAACUACACGGCGGACGUGCAGCCGGUUGAGCUCUUGGUGCCGUGGAGGGGAACGGAGGCAAGGCUCGUGAGGUACGGGACGAACAUCGAGAUGGUGUUUCAGGGCACGAGCCUCGUCUCGGGGAUCGACCACCCGAUGCACCUCCACGGGUUCACGUUCUUCGCGGUCGGGUGGGGGUUGGGGAACUUCGACGCGGCGCGGGACCCGAGUAACUAUAAUCUCAUGGACCCGCAGCAGAGGAACACGAUAAUCGUGCCGAGGAACGGGUGGGCCGCGAUUAGGUUCCAAGCUGAUAAUCCCGGGGUGUGGUUCAUGCAUUGCCAUUUUGAGAGACACAUGACGUGGGGCAUGGAGAUGGUGUUCAUCGUGGAAAGUGGAAGCGGCCCAACAGAGCGUGUGAUGCCGCCGCCGCAGGAUAUGCCACCGUGCUGA